GGAAAUGGCUCUGUAAUCCUGUACGAAAACUCAGCCAUGGAAGGUUGGAUAGGACAACCGCCGAUACUGGGAAUAUAUAUGGCAAAAAAUACUCUUGCUCAGAGUCUAAGGUUGUGAUUAGUAAAGAAGAGAUGGGAAAUAAGACUUCAUCGCCUGGACCACCGCUGACUACUGCUAGUGAAGAGUGUGACAGUGAAAUUCAAACAGAAGUAAAUGAAAAUGAAGAUAAUGUAUUCAUUACUCAUGAAGAGGAGAAAUCUCCAGAUGUGACAUCCAGUGUAGAGACUAGUACUGCUGUUGAGUCUGUUGAAAAUGCAAGCGAACUGUCUUCUCCAGGAAAUGUGCUUUUAGAGAAGUCUGAAGAGCAGGAUGAAAUAUCAAAUGAAGGUAGCUCUUCUGAAGUUGCAGAUCAAAUGAAUGAUCCACAAGUAUGUUUAGACGAAGAGCAUGAGAAAGCAUUAAUCAAGCGAAAGUUUGUUCUUCAGGAACUGGUUAAUACAGAAAAAGAUUACGUUCGAGAUCUGGGUUACUUAGUUGAGGGCUACCUGAAGUUGAUGAGAAAUGAAGAAAUUCCUGUUCCAGAAGAUCUCAAAAACGGAAAAGAUAAGAUAGUAUUUGGAAACAUUGAAGCAAUUUAUGAAUGGCAUCGAGAUUCGUUUUGUGCUGAAAUUGAGAAGUGCUUAGAAGAGCCGCAGCGGUUAGGUCUUCUGUUUCGGCGGUAUGAAAGACGACUAAACAUGUAUGUUGUUUACUGCCAGAACAAACCGAAAUCCGAAUAUAUUGUAUCUGAAUAUCUUGACACAUUCUUUGAGGAAGCUCGGCAAAAGUUAGGACAUAAGUUACAGUUGCCUGAUUUACUCAUUAAGCCUGUUCAAAGAAUAAUGAAAUAUCAGUUGCUUCUAAAGGAUAUUUUGAAGUAUACAGAAAAAGCAGGCCUUGAAGAAGAGGCUCAAAAUCUAAGAAAAGCUGUUCAAAUUAUGCAUAUUGUUCCAAAAUCUGCCAAUGACAUGAUGAAUGUAGGUCGACUGCAAGGCUUUGACGGUAAAAUAACUGCACAAGGAAAACUUUUACAGCAGGGCGUGUUAUUAGUUUCUGAUCCGUCAACUGGCAAAAUGAAGGAAAGACAAGUGUUUCUUUUUGAACAAAUCAUAAUCUUCAGUGAUGCUGUUGGUCCAAAAACACAGUUUUCUACCCCUGUCUAUAUUUAUAAGAAUCAUAUUCAGGUUAAUAAAAUGGCACUUGAAGAGCAUUCUGAGGAUGGAGAUCCUACUAAAUUUGUGCUCAAAUCAAAAGAUCCGUUACAAGCUGGAUUGGCUUUUGUUAUUCAGGGGAAAACUACCGAAGACAGAAAUGAAUGGGUAUCUAAUAUAAGAGCUAUUCUAGAUACUCAGCUUGAUUUUCUUAGAGCUUUGCAGUCUCCAAUAGCAUAUCAAAAGGAAUUAACCAAAGAUAUUUCUGCACCAGAAUUAGGCUCAUUAUGGAAUCCUUCCUUAAGAAAAACGCUCUCACACCCAGCAGCAGCUCACAAGUCAGUUAAGCUAACAAGUGCUGCUUCAGGAGCCUCUCUUACCUCUAAAUCUCUGAGGUAUCCAGGACGGGACAAAAAAGCUCGAUCGACGGAUACUGUUGAAGCAAAAAACACAACAGUUUCUAUCGGAAGUGCCAGAGAAGCUGCUGAUAAACCUCUGGAAUCUCAAUCACAGAGCUUAGCGGUGCCAUCAGUGCUCGGAAAUCAAGACAGUGAAGUUCCAAGUCCAAAUAAAAUUUCUGACAAUGUAGCUGAGAGUUCUGAUAGGCAGCGCAAAAACUCUUUGCCUCUUGAGAAGCGUGCAAACUUAGCACAACAGAGCCCUCCCAAAAGUAAGAGAAACUUUUUUGAAGGCUUUAGAAAUACUCUACGACCAAAGUCUAAAACAGAGUCUGGAUUAAGUAGUGUUAAUGGUAAUGCUCCUGUUUCUCUUAGCUCCAGUCACAGUUUAGAUUCAUCCACAGUUUCAGCACAACUACAUGUCAGGCAAGAUGCUAGUUCAAAUCAAGAUGGUGAUAUGGUAAGAAGGUGGUCUGAGACAAACUCUUCUCGGUCAGUCCGACCGAGCUCUGUUUCUGAUCUCCCAGAUGACGCUGCACAUUAAGUAUUAGAAUGUAAAUUUUUACUGCUUUUAACAUCAGUUAUUCCACUGUUAUCAGUCACUGGUGCUUAGUAGCAAUUAUUUUGCUUUACCUUACAUCAUGACUGCUAAAUAAUUUUAUUGUGUUGAGAUUUUGACAACCAUUUUGUGAACCUUUUCGAAUUUUUUUAGCAUCUUGUUCUGUUGUAAAAUAUUUUUUAAAUAGGGUUUAAUGUACAUAACAGAAAAUACUUCAUAAAUGUUUCCUCCCUUUCUACACUGAGAUGCAGUUACAUUGUCAUGAAUGUCCCAGUGCUUCCCGUAUUAUUGAUUGCUGAAACUUAAUUUUAUUGAUAUGUUUAUGUAUUUCAUUUUAUAUAUUUUGUAUAUAGAUUAUUUUAAGUAAUAGCAAAUUUAACAUGUAAUAUACUUAUAAAUAACUUCAGCAAGUUUAUGUAAGGUACAAUGUACCUUUGUGCGAAGUCAUUUAAUAUUUUACUGUGUUGUAAACAUUGAGUUGCGAAUACUUCUGAGAUCAUGAGCCGUAAAAUGUAAUUUGUAUUUUUACAAAUUUGAAUAAAUUUAAAUACCGAACUUACAUAGCUGAUUUCAUUAUAAAAUGCCUAAAUUCAAUGUUUACCUCCUUUCAUGUUUUAUUUAUUAUAUUUCAGUGCAUGGAAUACUUACACUUCACCAAAGUCUUAUGUUAGCACAAGAAUGUAUGAACCUGUUGCAUCACUGAUACAUGCAUGAUAUUGAAUCAAAAGUGUUAGCUCAAUACUGACUACCUCAAGUUAUUACCAGAAAAAAUAUUUUCAAUUGCAUGAUAGUCAGUGUAAUACACAUUUCAUUAUUUCUGAAGUUAAUUUCAGCUAAAUUUUAUUAUCUGAUUGUGUUGAUUCUUUUCCUUUAUGCUACAAGAAUGUUCCUUUUUAUACCAUUUACUUUUUUCAAUCUCCAAGUACUGCCCUAUCAUUGUAGAUGUAUGUUUUUCCCGUUCUCAUUUUCUUUUAAUAAGCAUCUCGGUCAGUUUGAUGCUUCAGCAAUUUCUCUUUUGAGUUAUUUCAUUAAAAUUUGCUUGGAAAAUUCCAAAUAUUGCAUAUAUUAAAUUAGCAUAAAUGAGUGAAAUUGAUGAAUUUCAUGAAAAGCUAGUGUUAAGAAAAGAACAACAGUUUAAAUAUUCAACUUGCGAACAAUUCUUUCAGCAUGGUAUAGCUGUUACCUUUAAAUGAAAAAUUGUUUUUUAGUGAAACAAAGUUGAAUCAUUUAAUAACUGAAGAGUUUAUUCAUAUUUGAACUUUGUUUUUUUGCACAUGUAAUGAUUAUUAGCAACAACAUGAAGUAAACUUCAUUUCUGUUAUUGCUCAAAUGAUAUUUGUGAAUACAUUUUUCGUGUAUCAUAUUCUUUGUAAGUGUAGUUAUGUAGCAUUAGGUAAGUGCCUUUUUAUAAUUUUAAUUAAUCCUUUGUAAAAUAACUUCUUCUGACAUGCUUACUUUGCGACGUUAAAAUGUAUAAUUUUUCUUAAAUGUUUAUAGAUCAUAUUAGAUGAAGUUUUUGUGCCAUAAAAUAACUCCGCAUUUUAGAGUUGAUAUCACAUGUGUCAAAGCUUUAUUAUUCUUCCUUUAAUUCAUGACAUCUUAAAUGACUGUCUGUGCUUAUUUAGUAAUCACUUUUGUAGCAACUUGUGUGCCUAGAAUUCCAAUUUGUUAUUAGUAUUUGAAAGUGUUUGAUUAUAAUAAAUGGUUUCCACCAAAAUAUACUUAAUGAAAAUCUAGUGAAUCAUUUCUGUGCCUAAAUUUUAUAACAUACAGCUUUUGCUUCUAUGUGUAUUUCAGCUUCUAAAUUCUAAAUCAUCCAAAUGUAAAAUCUUCAAAUUUGUAUUUCCAAGUAAAAUACGAAACAUUUUCAUUUAAACAUAAUUAGGAUAAAAUGUAAUUGGUUCAGUGAACUGCAAUUUUGUAAUUUCAGAUUAUUUAAUGGUGCAAUAAAGUUACUGUUUAUUGUAUUAAAAAUGUAAAUGUGUUAUUCUGUUGAAUGCAUUUAACACUUGCAUUGUCUCAUUUUUUGUAAUUUUAUUUUGUAUAUUAUUGUGUUUGGAUCAAAUAAAUGCAUUUAAUGCACUAACCAAGAAUAAACGUGAUCUAAAUGUACUUGUAUUAGUUACAUCUACGUGACUGGGCAAUUCAUGACAAUUUUCUUGAAUGAACUUGAACUGUGAUGCAAAGCAAGUUGAAUGGCUGUGUGUUAAGUAUGAAGGAUAUGCAUAUAGUGAAACGUCUUUAUCAUGAGAUUUGAGAAACUUAUACCUUUAUGAAUUUUAUUUUUAUUGCAAUAGAAAAAACAUCUUGUCAGGUUCUGUAUACACAAAAUGUUUGUCUUAAGCAACUUCAGAUUACCUGCCCUUUAGUAAACAUAAUGUUUUUUUAAUUGUUACUUAGGUAUAAGAUUAUUAUUCUGCAUUUAGAUGGCUAAUUGCCUCUGAUACUUGAUUUUAGAUUAUUUUUUAACCUGUAAAUGAUAUGUUCAUUGUUUUACUCAUAACUUGAUGCUCUUUAGUAGCAUCCAUAUGCUCAACAGCACUAGAAAAUAUAGUUAUUUCCCUUGUGUCUCCAAUGAUGGCAUCUUAACCUGAGCUGUAUUUACCUAACUAUCAUGUAGCACUAAAUGAUGAUUCAGCAAAAAUUUGUUCAUGUAAGAUAAAUAUAAAAAACUCUAAAAAUUCUAUAAGCAAGCAAGGUAUCUGUCUUGUACAUGCAGUGUCUUGAUGUUAAUUGUUGAAUGUUUAAUUUCUUAUGGAAGGUUGCUCAAAAUGUUAUUGAUGUAUAACCAGAUAUUUAUUUAAGAAUUGUUAUGCAACAAUGAUUUCUUAUAAUUUGGUUGAAAAAGGGCUGUGAUCAAUGGGAUAAUCACACUGAAUUAACAUUGAUUAUCUUUAUAAAGCUUUAAGGAAUCAAUAAAACUCCUACCUUUGUUAAUACAUUAAUUUUUUAUUGCAGAUUUCAGAAAUAUGGUAUAAUAAAAAGUCAAGCAUUUUUGUAGA
Stegodyphus dumicola is the source of this 5149-nucleotide messenger RNA. RefSeq names its product triple functional domain protein-like. The record is from RefSeq and is a predicted model, not a curated record. Lineage: Eukaryota; Metazoa; Arthropoda; Arachnida; Araneae; Eresidae. Gene Ontology annotation, cellular component: cytoplasm; extrinsic component of membrane. Gene Ontology annotation, molecular function: guanyl-nucleotide exchange factor activity; protein binding. Gene Ontology annotation, biological process: axon guidance; intracellular signal transduction.